Messenger RNA from Cyprinus carpio (common carp), 2439 nucleotides. RefSeq names its product AP-2 complex subunit alpha-2-like. Gene Ontology annotation, biological process: clathrin-dependent endocytosis; intracellular protein transport. NCBI's taxonomy places the organism in Eukaryota, Metazoa, Chordata, Actinopteri, Cypriniformes, Cyprinidae. Gene Ontology annotation, molecular function: clathrin-cargo adaptor activity. The transcript has 17 exons. The coding region runs from base 1 to 2439 and encodes 812 amino acids. Gene Ontology annotation, cellular component: membrane coat; AP-2 adaptor complex. The record is from RefSeq and is a predicted model, not a curated record.
AUGGACAGUGUAAAACAGUCAGCUGCUCUCUGUCUGCUCCGUCUGUAUAAGACAUCCCCAGACUUGGUGCUCAUGGGAGAAUGGACCUCUAGAGUGGUGCACCUGCUCAAUGACCAGCACAUGGUGAGUCUGGCACAUAGAAACCACAACCUCAUCAUGUUCAUACACAUAUCUGGUGAUGGUGUGGUCACUGCUGCGAUCUCCCUGAUCACCUGUCUCAGCCAGAAGAACCCUGAUGAGUUCAAGACCUGUGUGUCGAAAAAGUUGUCACGACUCAGCAGGAUUGUGUCUUCAGCCUCCACUGACCUGCAGGACUACACCUACUACUUCGUUCCUGCUCCAUGGUUGUCCUGCAAACUGCUGCGACUUCUGCAGUGCUACCCACCGCCUGAGGACGGUGCCGUGAAGGGACGGCUGGUGGAGUGUUUGGAAACUAUCCUCAACAAAGCCCAAGAGCCACCCAAAUCCAAGAAGGUUCAGCACUCCAAUGCCAAGAAUGCCAUCCUAUUUGAAGCCAUUUCUCUCAUCAUCCACUAUGACAGCGAGCCGAAUCUUCUUGUGCGGGCAUGUAACCAGCUGGGGCAGUUCUUACAGCAUAGAGAGACCAACCUGCGUUACCUGGCCCUGGAAAGCAUGUGCACCCUUGCCAGCUCCGAGUUUUCCCAUGAGGCAGUUAAAACGCACAUAGAGACGGUCAUUAAUGCUCUGAAGACUGAGAGGGAUGUCAGCGUGCGUCAGAGAGCUGCAGACCUCCUCUAUGCCAUGUGUGACCGCAGCAAUGCCAAGCAGAUUGUCGCUGAGAUGCUGAGCUACCUGGAGACAGCCGACUACUCCAUCAGAGAGGAAAUGGUACUGAAGGUGGCCAUCCUGGCAGAGAAAUAUGCAGUAGACUACUCCUGGUAUGUGGAUACCAUUCUGAACCUAAUCCGCAUUGCUGGCGAUUACGUCAGUGAGGAAGUGUGGUACCGCGUCAUCCAGAUCGUCAUCAACCGUGACGAUGUGCAGGGAUAUGCAGCCAAGACAGUCUUUGAGGCUUUGCAGGCUCCAGCUUGUCAUGAGAACAUGGUAAAGGUUGGAGGCUACAUCCUGGGAGAGUUUGGUAACCUUAUUGCUGGUGAUCCUCGUUCCAGUCCUUUGGUUCAGUUUAACUUGCUCCACUCUAAGUUUCACCUGUGUUCAGUCCCCACACGUGCCCUGCUGCUUUCUGCCUAUAUUAAGUUCAUUAAUCUGUUCCCGGAGACGAAGAGCACCAUUCAGGAAGUGCUGCGCUCCGACAGCCAGAUCAGGAACAGUGAUGUCGAGCUGCAGCAGAGAGCUGUGGAGUAUCUCAAACUGUCCUCGAUCGCCAGCACUGAUGUCCUAGCCACAGUGCUCGAGGAGAUGCCUCCAUUCCCAGAGAGAGAGUCGUCCAUCCUGGCCAAGCUGAAAAAGAAGAAGGGACCAGGAGCCGUGUCUUCUACUCCGUCCCCAUCUGCCGAUCUGCUGGGGCUCCGCGCGGGUCCCCCUGUUACUGCCGCCGCUCCCAGCGCAGGCAGCUUAUUGGUUGAUGUUUUCUCAGAGGCAGGUGUCAAUGAUGAUGGCUUCCUGAGCUGCUACAGAUCGGCAAUAAAAUCUGAAUAUCGCCAGAACCUGGGGCGGAUGUAUCUGUUCUAUGGCAAUAAGACGUCAGUGCAGUUUGUAACUUUCACGACCACAGUCACCUGUCCAGGAGAGCUACAGUCUCAUAUCCUUCACAUCAAUGCACACAUGGAACUCAUGUUCAUUCUAGCUAAACCAGUGGAGCCUCUCAUAGAAGGAGGUGCUCAGGUGCAGCAGGUCAUCAACAUUGAGUGUCUGACUGACUUCAGUGAUGCACCACUCCUCAACAUCAAAUUCAGGUAUGGCGGAGCUCUCCAGAAUCUCACCCUCAAGCUGCCUGUUACCAUAAACAAGUUCUUCCAGCCCACAGAGAUGGCAUCACACGACUUCUUUCAGCGCUGGAAACAGCUCAGCCUGCCUCAGCAGGAAGCACAGAAGAUCUUCAAGGCCAACCAUGCCAUGGACACUGAAGUGCUCAAAGCAAAGGUGGGUUUACACAACCUUAUACCAACUUUUUACCUGGGAUUGGGCAUGGGCUCUCUUGGAGAAUGUCGGAUCCGAAACCCAGAGAACUUUGUCGUGUGCCUGAGUGAUCCAAACCAAGGCCCAGCAAGUGGGUUCUCUGCUGAGACUCGAGCCCAACGCACAAGCCCUCAGGAUGUUACCGGUUUAACCGUGCGCACCAGCAGUAAGGCACUGUCUCCAAGCGUCUUUGGUGAGCUGCUGGCAGAAACAGUUCUAGAAAGUGAGCCGAUCGAGACUAGCACCAAAACUAGAAACCGCCACCCAGACCAGACCAGCGUUCCUGAGAGGGACCCAGCAAUAAAAGAAUCUACCAAAACCGCAUGUACGGAAAACUGA